CCGUUUGUGGCCCGACGGGGGCGCGACGCAGCACGCGCGGUCUCCACUGGCCGUCCCUCUGGCAUGUCGCCUGCGCUGAACAGCUGGCCGCGGCACUACGGAGGCCUGUCAGCCUGCGGCGUGGGCGGCGGCCGCGUGGAGGCGGCGCGCGCUGCAGAGCCGCGGAGAAGAAGGACGCGGUGCAGGUUGCCGAGCCGCUCAAUCCUGCGGAGAAGGGGCGACCUGGUCUUCGGCGCGACCGUGAACCUGACCAAGGGCAUCAUAGGUCGCCUGGCUCGAGAAGCUGCGGACCUCGGACAGCCUGUGGUGUCAUGUGGAGGAGAGGAGGAGGAGGAAGAGGAGGAGGACAGUUUAUACGUUUCUGUCGUGUGGUGUUCCUCGACCGUCGGGGGCCUCGGCCUCGGCCUCGUCUCCCUCGUCGCCACCGGCUUCCUCGCCCUGCUCGGCUUCCUGGCCAUCGGCUACGCGUGCCGCCACACGGGCGCGCGGACCUACCGCGAGGCGUGCGUGCGGAGCGCGGGAGUGCACCCCUUGCUGGUGGACGUCAUGGUCGUGCUUGAGUGCAUCAUCACAAACGUUGGCUACACGCUCCUCAUUCUGGACUACGCCAACAUCGGCCUCAAUGGCCUCUUCGGUCUUCCGGUGAACCGACUCAGCAGGACGCUGUUGGCAGUGUUAAUCACGGCGUCUGCUAUCCUGCCGCUGUCGCUGAAAGAGAAUCUCUACUCACUGCGGUUCUCGUCGCUUCUUGGUGUCUUUGCUGUCGGGUACGCGCUUGUCUUCGUUAUUGCGGACAGCGCUACGCAGGAAAGUUGCUGGGACUUCUUCGAUGGCGCCAGCUUUGUUGGCUCAGAGAGGGAGGGCAUCUUUCGGGCGGUGUCAAUCAUGACGAGUGCUCUGAGUUUUCACUACAACGCUCCGACCAUCUGGGCAGAGCUGUCAGACCAUCCGUCGCAAUGGAACGCCUUCGUUACAGCAUCCAUCCUCUCGUUCAGUAUCUGCACCGUAAUCUAUGUUGCCUUCUCGAUCGCAGGCCUGGCAUGCUUUGGGUCCACGGUCCAGGGCAACGUGCUGAUGGGCUACCAGCCUGGCGUGCUCGUGCUCCUGGCAUGGAUAGCCCAGUCUGUGAAUCUGACGGUGUGUUUCCCGCUGGUCUUCAAGCCCGCCCGGGACACCCUGAUGCAGAGCGUGGGCUUCCCGCCUCCGUCGUCGCAGGGGCAGGGUCAGCACUGCCGCACGCUCUCCCCGUGGACCGCGUCGACGGCCGCGGUCGUCCUGUGCGUGGUGGGCGCCGCGACGACCCUCACCGACAUCUCCCGGGUGCAGGCGUCCAGGAAGAAGCAACGGCAUGAAAGCAUCAUCUUUCGGAGCUCCGAGCGGAUCUCCCCCUGGCGACGCCACCUGGCGCCGCCACUGACGCGCUCUGCGCGCCAGGUAGGGAGGUGCCAGCGCCGAUCCAAGACAUCCGCGCGAAACUCCGAAUACUUACGCUUGCACAGCUUUUUCUUCCUCCCUGAGGCGUUCCGAGGCGCUCUGCUGGGGGCCCCCCUCUGCUUCAUGCUUCCCGGCCACAUGCUCGCCUACCAGGCGAGCGCUCUGCCGCUGAAGACUGCAGGGGUGGCGCUCGUGAUCCCGCGAGGCCUCCUGCGCCACUCCGCCAGGCCCCCUCCCCCUGCGAGGCCAGAGGCCGGAGCGUGUCCCUGGGCCGCUCGGCUGCCCCAGAGGGGAAGCGUGGAGGCGGAUGAGUCAUUGGGGACGGAAGGAGGGGAGGCAGACAAUUCAUCACCUUACUCGCCACCCCGGGCAAGCCGGGGCCGGCGGCUGUUCGGCGCAAUUUCUGGGGCCCUGGGUUUGUUCUGUGCAGUUUUCUUGUGAUCGGCGUAGGUGCAUGCUCGUGCAUGCUCACCGAUCGGUGAGCGACGCGGAAGAACGGGUUCGACUGCGCGGACAUUCGCGCGUAAGCUGCCCGCGCAAGGUCG
Prorocentrum cordatum is the source of this 1979-nucleotide messenger RNA. Lineage: Eukaryota; Dinophyceae; Prorocentrales; Prorocentraceae. The record is from the annotation of a GenBank genome assembly.